CUCCCUCCGAGACGUUGGGGUUGUUCGUGGCGGCCUUGUGGCCCUGCCUAACCUGGGCGUUGUGAGCCUCGGCGCUGUUGGCCUCUCCGCUUUGCUCCAUCUCUUCGAGACGAGCCUGGGCACGCUCCUUGGCCUCCUCAGAGCUGUUGGGGUUGGAGACAGCAGCCUUGAGGCCGCGGGCAACACGACGUUCACAACCGUCAUCGAGGACAUGUUCGAUUCACGUCGCCUUCCUUUUCGGGUGCAACACCGCGCUUCGGCGGGACGAUCCUGCGAGCGAGAUGAUGUCAUAGACGCGAUGUCCGCACUGACGCGACGAUGCCGCCGCCGCCAUUCGCCUUGCCCGCUUCACACCUGGACUAGUGUUUUGGACAGCAAGUGGGCUUACCGCCUGAAGUUGAAUCGCAUGCGCGGCGUCCGAAGUUGCGGCUGGAAGUACAUGCACACACCGGAUGGGGAGCGCGGUUAA
Molecule: messenger RNA, 469 nt
Organism: Fomitopsis serialis
Lineage: Eukaryota; Fungi; Basidiomycota; Agaricomycetes; Polyporales; Fomitopsidaceae
Exons: 6
Source: RefSeq, a predicted model, not a curated record